AUGGGACCUCAGCGCUUCAAGCGGCAGUUCAUUGUCGCAAUUCUCCUGGCCGCCUCGAUCAUCUGGUUAAUGCGUUCUUUCGAACAUGAGGAUGCCGACGUGGCCCGUACGAUGCCGCUACUACAAAAAUACAUUCAUCCGCCUAGUGGAAAAGGAGGUGCAUGGUAUAUUCCUCCUUCGUGGUUGGAGAAUGCUACGACUGCACCGGAAAGCAUUGUCGACGCGGCCAAACUAGCCUCCGACAAAGCACAAGCGCCUGAAAGGCAGAUCACCCUCUCCAGCAUUCCGAUGAUCGUCCACCAAACAUGGAAGACGACUGAUCCGCAGACAUGGCCGCCGCCAAUCCGUCAGAGCACGGAGUCAUGGCUCCGAGCCGUCGAGCAGGACCAGAUGGCUUACUUCCUCUGGGAUGACGAGGGUAUUAACCAGUUCAUCAAGCACUUCGAGCCCGGACUGGAGACGCAAUUCUACGCGCUUGGGAGCAAUGUCGAAAGAACGGAUGUUUUUCGCAUUCUGGUUUCGAAGUGGAUCGGUGGUGUCUACGGAGAUAUGGACACCGAACCACUCCGCAAGCCCAAGAGCUGGAUCAACGCCUCGGACACCCAGCCCUGGCGGGACCCGGACACAGGCGCCGUGUACCGAUCCACCAAGCCUGUCCGCGCAAUCGUCGGCCUGGAGGCGGAUUGUCCCCCCGGCAGCGAUUUGUAUUGGCGGAUGGGGUAUACCCACCCCGUGCAACUCACGCAGUGGGCCUUUGCCUGGGCGCCGGGACAUCCGAUCCUCCAGAUGUUUCUUGAUCGGUUCUCUGCGGCAAUGCAGGAAAGGUCGAAUCAGGCAGUCGAUCCGCUGGUUCUGACGGGUCCGGUUGCGUUCACGGAGGCGGUGCAGAGUUGGCUGGUGGCAACGACGGGGCUACGGUGGAAUGCGCUGACGGGAUUGCAUGAUGGGGGCAGGAGUAAGGUAGUCGAGGAUGUCUUGGUGCUGCCCAUUACGGGGUUCAGCCCCGGGAGAGGCAGAUACGGCAAUAUGGGGUCGAAACCCGUAACCGACCCGUCGGCGCGACUACGCCAUCGAGCGCAGGGCUCAUGGAGGAAGUUUGACCUUCUGGUGGAGUACGGGAAGUUCUGCCGGACGGUGUUUGGCCGGUGCAGAAAUUGGACCAAAGUCCCUCAUACAUCAUUCUAA
Molecule: messenger RNA, 1185 nt
Organism: Aspergillus fumigatus Af293
Lineage: Eukaryota; Fungi; Ascomycota; Eurotiomycetes; Eurotiales; Aspergillaceae
Gene: och3
Product: glycosyltransferase family 32 protein
Biological process (GO): protein N-linked glycosylation
Cellular component (GO): mannan polymerase complex
Molecular function (GO): alpha-1,6-mannosyltransferase activity
Source: RefSeq, a predicted model, not a curated record